AUAACUUGUCUCUUCUUGGGUUGGCAGUGAGAAAGAAAUUUUUAUUCACAAUUUAUCUUCUAUCAUGUAUAUUCUGUUUACGUGUGUUUUUUUGAGUACGUAUAAUAUGAUUACUAUUAAUGUUCACCAUCUUUUUUCUGAAUUUUCAUCUUUCAUUUCUGGUGAUUAACUCUUUUUAUCCUUCUCUCUGUUUGUUAAUUUUCUCUCUUUCUCUUUCUUUUUUAUCUUUUCUCACUCUCUGUCUCUGUCUAUCUCUAUCUCUUUCUUUCUCUCUCUCUUCUCUCUAAUUUCUCUAUUUCUCUAAUUGUUUUUCUCUCUCUCUCACCCUCUACGUGUUUUUCUUAUUCUCCCCUAUCUUCCCUCUUAAACUCUCCCUCUCUUUCUCUCUCACUCUCCUUCUCUAUGAUUUCUGGUUAAUUAGCUGUGUGGUGUAACCAUAAGGUGGUAAAAGUGAAGGAACCAUAAGGUGGUGAAAAAAAAGUGAAGGAGUUGAAAGUAUCCAUAUUGCGGUGAUUAUCCUCCACAUAGAGAAGACGAAGAAACAAAAAAAACAAUAUCUUCUCCCAUUUUAUCUUUGUUUUUUUCUUUCUCCUUCUCUCUCUCUCUCGUCUAAUCUCCAAUAAUUAUCAUCAUUAAAACGCAAAUAUAUCACCAUCAUCAUCAUUAAGAAAGAAGGAGAGAAAACCCAAAGGAAAAUUAUUCUUCUUUUCUCUUUACCAAUUAUUGUUCUAUUCUUUUAAUUACAUUGAUAAUAAUCGUCAAAACAUCAUCAUCAUCAUUAUAAAUCAUCUAAAUUCAUUAUGUUAAAUAAUUCAACAACUGCUGGGCCACCUCAUUUUGUUGAUUUACAUGUUAAUCCAGGUGAAUCUGUGUCAAUUCAACUCUUCGAUGGCAAUGAAACUGUCCUUCGAGGACCCGCUACCGUUACAAUGAUUUCUCAGCACACAUUCCCUCCAGUACCUAUGCCUGUCCAGGUUCCCCCUGGUCAUAUGGUUCAACAAAUAGUAGAUGAAAAUGGAACCUUAAGACAUAUUAUAUUAUCGGCAAUUAACAAUAAUGGAACCAAUUCAACUCCACCAGCAACAUUGGUACCACAGCAACAAGCUUAUCCAUAUUCGUGUUGUUGUUACUGUUAUUGCUCUUCUAUGCCAUCACCAAAUCCACUUCCUACGCCCCCGCCACCUCCACCUCCACCUCCGCCUAUUCAUCCUAGUAAUCUAUGGGAAAUGGGUUUAACUCAUGUUGAUUCGACUCGUCGUCUUCCCUUUUCCCGGACCAAUAAUUCAAAAGUAAAUUGUAACAUAGAUGUGACCUUUCCACCCUCACCAACCGGAACAACAAUCCGCCGACGAUUACCCAAUCGUAAUAAUUAUUCAUACUCUAAAAGAUCACCUUUAUUACAACAAGUAACAAGUAACACCUCAAACACAAGCACAACCACAACAACGACCACAACUACGUCAAUAGGAUCAAUUAACAAUAAUACUAGUAUCACCACGACAACAAUUACCACGACAGCCACUGGAACCUCACCUUCUAGUAAUACAAAUCAUCAUCAUAGUAAUUCAUUUAUUGUUAAUGGAGUAACGUCAACAACAACAAUAACUACAGCUAAACUAACUUCUUCCGGGGUAUUAUCAAUCGCUACAGUGACAUCUAAUUUAACAGCAACCACAACAACAACAACGACAGUAGCGGCAAUAUCAACUACAACAGGUUCAUCAACCCAUAAUAAUAAUAAUAUUAAUAAAGAUAAUCUAAGCUCUACACCAAUUCGUGGUAUCAAUGGAAAAAGUCAAACAUUAACAGUAACCGUUUCUGAAACGGGAUCUGUAUCUAAAACUGGGGCCAUAACAUUUCCUGUUACCCAUUUAAGGACCAAUGGAGGUAAUAUGGCAACCAAAUUAACUGCAUCCAUACCAGAGCUUAUCAUCACAGAUCAAUCAACGAAACAACAACAACAACAUCACCAUCAUUCACACCAACAUCAAUAUCAACACCCGCAUGGACAUCAACAUACACACCAACACUCACAUCAACAUCAUUCACACCAAUCACAAUCAGCCAAGAUUGAAUUCCUAUUUACCAAUGCUAAUAACAAUUCAGUGACAAGUGGAUCCUACAAUAAUAAUUAUAAUAAUAAACAUAAUUCAAUUGUUUCCAAUUUACCAUCGACCACUUCAAAUCAUCACCAUCACCAUCAUCAUCAUCAUCACAAUAUUGUUAACCAUGGUGGUGAUAAAUUAAUUGGUGACAGUGAGAAGAUGAAAAUCACCUCACAUCAUAAUAAAGAUAACUCAUCAUCCGGAGUUUUAAUCAAUCGUAAUUCAACAAUAACAACAACCACAAGCACGACAACAACAACAACAACAACAACGACAACACCAACCAAUGGACUAUUAAUUGGAUCACCUUCCUCACCAAUUAAAAAUGUUGUUGGUUCCCUUAAAUCAGUAACUACUAAUACUACAAUUAAAGGUUCAAGUUUCCUUAAAAGUGAUAGCAAAUCAUCACCACCAUCAUCAAAUCAUUCACCCAAGAAUGAUCAUUUGUCCAGAAAAGUGAGAAGAGAAGAGAAAACAAUUAACAAUAAUAAAGAAGAUAAAGAAAGUAUAAACAAGUCAAAAGAGAAUACACCUCAGCGGAAAAAGUCAAAUAUUAAUUCUAAUGGUGGUGGUAAUUACAAUUUAGAUGGAGAAAUAGGAAAAAAUCAUAGUAGUGGUGCCAGUUCAUCAAAUAAUUCAAAAGAAUCAUCACCAAUUAAGAUUCCAUUGAAUCAUUCAAGUCACUGUAAACCAAGUUUACAAUCACCAUUACCUACAAUUAAUAUACCAUUAAAUGUAACCUUAGCAACAGGACCAUCAACAGCCACUUUACCAAUUAUCAGUAUACCAAUGGAGGCAUCGACAUUUACAAAGAAACGUUGUGAUUCAUUAUUAACUACAACAGUAAAUUCUGUUGAUCCUGUUGGAAUUAAAAGUCGUAAAGAAUCAUCUGGAAAUAAUUACGAUUCAAGAAAUCCAGUUACCAAAUCAAUUACUGGAAGGAAUCUCAAUAAUCGUGAUCAACAACAAUUAUCAACUUCUUCAGGAGCUUUGCCAAUCUCAGUAAUAGUCAAUGAUGCUGAUAGUUUAAGUGUCGAAAGUCCUUUAAUUUUAAUUGAAAGUGAAACAACUUCGAAUGAUAAAUCAACGACCAAACCAAACGACCUAAAGGUUAUUGAUUCCAAUCAUAUUGAAGACAAUGGUGAUAGUAAUGAGAAAGAUGAAUCAGUUGAUGAAAAUUCAACGAUACAAAGGUUAACCAGUCCAAAGAAAGGGCAAGAGGCAAAGAAACGAAAAGAUAAAACUGAUCAAUCUGAUGGUCAAACUAAUCAACAAUUAAAUGGUAAAGAAGAAAAUAAUUUAGAAGAUAAUUUAGUGAUUAAAGACCCUAAGCCUGUGGAUAACAAAGAAUCAUUGAAAGUCAAAGAUGAAAUCGACGGUGAUAAGGAAAUUAAAGAUGAUUCAAUUACUGUUAAUGAUAUAACCGCAGAGGAAAAGUGCAAAAGUGAUGAUAAAAUUGAUUCUCAACAAAUGAUAACAUCUCUAGUAUCAUCAAUAACAACAACAACAUCUACAAAAACAACAGUGUUCAAUGAAAAUAUUACCGCUAAUGUGGUUGGUGCUGAAGAAAAUGAGAAAACCUCAACUCAUACUCGUGAUAAUCAGGAUAAAGAUUAUGGUGAUAAAAAUGUUGAUGAAAAUAGUGAAGAAGAGGAAGUAGAAGAUGAAGAUGAAGAUGACGAUGAGGAGGAGUCACAAUUGACAGGAGAUAAUAAUAAUAAAAACAAUUGUAUCACCUCGAAUACUAUGGAAACCAAUGCAGCUUAUGGAGAUUCAAGUGAUAUUAAUCGAGUUAAAGUUAAAAGUUCACCUCAACGAUCACCUAAACAUUUAUUACCCCAAAUUCAAGUAUUUUGUUUAAAUUAUACCUCAUUAACUGCAACCAGUGUAAAGUUAAAAUGGAUCAACGAACAAGGUCAUCAUAAUAAUUAUCAUCAUAGCCAUCAUCAUUUUCAAUCUUCCUCUUAUGGUGGUGGAUCUAUUCUCAGUGAGACUCGACAUUAUAUGGUUGAAAUGAUGAAAUUAAACCGAUCAAAUGCCAAAAACGGAACCGUAACACCAACAACCAGAAUAGUUUACCAAGGUACCCAAGCCUCUUGUCGUGUCUCCCAUUUAACUCCCUCAGAACAAUAUUCAUUUAGAGUGAGAUCAUCUGAAAAUAAUCAUCAACUGGUCAGCAAUGUAUUGACCGUUGUAACCCCCGAACAUCAACCGGUCAAUAAACACCAUAAGCGAUCAAGAACCCAAAACUCUAAUCAACAAAUUCAAUUCACCUCAGAGUCAUCAUCUCAAAAGCAGCAACACAUUAUUCAAAAUCAAGAACAAGCAGCUUCCCGUCAACAAGAAUCAUUGAAUAACAAAAUCGAUGGUGAAACCCGGAUUAUCCGAAGUGAACAAAAAUGUGCAAUUGUAAUUAUCUCCUUGGUUUCAGUUCUUGCCGUUGUCCUUGCUUGUAUCAUUCAUAAUCUAUUAAUGUAUUGACGAUGGCUGACCAAUUGACCACCAACAUUACCCUCUCCCUUUUCACCACGAAGAUUGACUUUAAACAAAAACUGUGACUUUCUCAACUAUAAUCACCAAAAAAAAAGCAAACCUGUUGCUGAUGUUUACCUUGUUAUCGUUGCCUCUUUCUCUACCCCUCUUACCUUAUUAUUAUUAUUAUAAUGACGAUGCUGGUGACCACUAAACUUGUUAUCAAGUUGGUUGACCAGGAAUGAGCAGAAAAAAAAAUAGAUGGUAUCAAUAAUAAUAAUAAUAGUACUGCUGAUAAUAAUAAUGGAUAAUUAUAAAAAUAUAUAUACGGAUAACCAAUGAAAAAGAAACGUAUUGACUGGAGAAAAGGAACCAAAAAAUGAAGACCUUUUUUUAUCAUCGUUUCCUUUACUAUAAGUGUGUGUUUAUCUUAUCAUCAUCUUCAAUUUUUUUUCGCACUCAAAUGGAAUCAUAAACAUCAUCAUGAUGACAAAGUAAAAAAGAAAGAGAAGAACAAGCUGAAUUCAUUCUUCUAACCCAUUCAUCUAUACCUAUUCUCAAUAUCAACAUCAUGAUCAUCAUCAUUAUCAAUAACAAUACCCUCAACACACACAGCAUCAAUAACAACAGCAAACAUUGAUACAGAAACUUUCAAUAUGAAUGAUUGUACUUUUUGCAAUUUUUUCAAUGUUCAUGAGAAAAGGCAAAAAAAAAAUGAUGAAGAGCAAACUUUUCAUGCACGGAGAAAGAGACAAUCUUGAUGAUAAUGAUGAAAAAGACGCUGUUGAUGGUUAAGAUGGAUCUGACAAGGAAGGAGCUGGUAGGAAAAAAAUGAUCUUCAUCAUCAAGGUAGAAUGAAGCAAGAAGAAGGAUGAAGAUCAUCAUCAUCAUCUUCUUCAGGAUGAUGAUGAAAAUUUCAAGCAAAAAAAAAACAAGAGAACCGCCAAACACUGAGAAGGAAUCAUGAUGAUGACUUGUUGAUUUUUGGAUAACAGGAGAUGAAGAAUAAGAAAAAAUUCUGAAGGAAAACAUGAUGGUGAUGGAAAAGGAAACAAGCAAUUACAAUUACAUAAGAAAUAAUUUUUUUUUUCUUCACUUUAAUUGCUCCUUCUCAUGUACAUUUAAUUUCAUCAAUUGGUUAAAAUUUUCCAUUGAUCAUCAUGGUAUCAUCGUCAGAUUGUUUCAUAAUGACUUCAUCAAACUUAAAGACAACCCAAGCAUUUAAUUGUAUUUCAUUGACAACAAUGUCCGUCAAUCUAUUGAUUUGUAAACGAUGAUUAUGAUGAUGAUGCUUUUCCUCCCUCCCCUCAUCUUUUAAUUAACCUUUUAAUGUGCAUUCAUUUUUAUCCCACUCUCAUAUUUAUAUAUAUUAUUAUUUUUCGUUUAAUUUCCCCAACAACCUUUUACCUUUUACCUUUUAACUUUCUCAGUUUGUUUAUUGGGCCCAACGCAAUCAUUUGUUUGUUUAUCUUUUGUUUCAUUUUAUACUAAUUGUUUUGACAGAAUUUUUUUUUAAUUUAUAAUUUUAAUCUCUCUCCCUUAUAUAAUUAUCACCAUUUAUCUUUUUCUCUUCUUGACCCUCCCUCAUUCUCAUACAUCUUUGCAUCAUCACUUGAUUGUCCUUUUAUCAACAACUCUCCCAGUCUUUUGUUGACUCUGAUGCAAUAUUGUCUGUUGUUGUUUAUUAACCCAACCUUUUUCCCCCAAUCCUUUCUAUCCAUUCAUUCAAUUUUUUAGUCUCAUUUUUCAUCAUCAUAAUCAUCCAACAUCAUUUGCUAUUCCCCUAUCUCAUUUUGCAAAACAAUGAUGAUUAAUCAUUGUUUACGGUAAACACAAGCAAACGGAUAGACAAACAACUGAACAAACAAAACAAACAACAAAACCUUUUACCUGUUGAAAUGAUAAGAGCUGCCUCUUGCUGGACCAGUCGAAAAAAAAAUGGGAGUAGAUGGCAAAGAAGGAGAAGAAGAAGAUCCAAAAAGAGAGUAACCAGAAAAAAAGAGAGAGACUGACAGGAGGAGGAGGAAGAAGAAGAAGCAAAGGAAGAAUAAUUUAUCAGCUGAUGACGUUGAUCCUUCAUGUCUUUCUCUCUCUCUCUCUUUCCUUCAUUUCUUCUCUUCUUUCUCUACUUUUCUCUUCCAAAUCAACUUACCACUUCUUAAUCAACAAUUUUUUCACACACACACCAAUUUAAAAAAGAUUAUCAAAAGAUGGUUAAUAUACUUGAAACGUGUUGGAAAAAAUGGUUCAACAAUUGAUGACGAUGAAUAACAACUUAAUGAAAAGCUGAUGAAAUAAUCAAUUUUUGCUUUGUUUCUUUGCAUUGCAUUAAAUUGGUUUACUGGUUUUGUUUAGCUAUCAAACUUACAACAACAAAAUGUAUUUCAUAUAUAAGUUAUUACCUGGAUUUUUCAUUCAACAACAAAAAGUGGUUCUAUUUGGUAUCUCUCUCACUUACCAUAAGGAUUAACAUCAACCUGACCAUCUAAAUAUAAACUGAAGCUGUUCAAUAUUACCUGUUUACCUUUUUGUUUGAAUGGGAUUCGUUUAGAUUGUCUAUCAUUUUCAUCGCUCUUUCAAAACUAAUUGAUCCCGUUUAAUUUACUUCUGAACACACACACACACAAUAGACCAGCUAGUCCAAAAGAUUAUUUAUACUUAAUAAUUACAAUUAAUAAGCAAUAGAAACAUACGCAACAACAAUUAAUUUUUUCUUCUAAUCAAUUUUAUGGUUUACUUAUCAUCCACGGGACUUUAAUGAAGACGAUGAAUUUUCCACCUCAAUUCCUGUUGAAAUUUUUUUCUCUUUUCUUUUCAUGUCAACAUAAUUAACAACAUUUUGAGAAGCGAAAAAAUUUGUUUAAAUAACAAUUUCCACAAUCAACUGCAAGAGAGAGAGAGAGACCAGGAUAGCAAAUUGAAAAUGGAGAAAACUUAUCAACAUCAUUAUCGUCAUUAACAUCAACAAUGAUUAUAACAACGCCCCACUCAACUAUGGAUCAUUAUUAUUUCUUCACUGGUGAUUGAUAAAAUACAAUGAUGUCCAAUUCUUGUUUUCAUUGAGAAAAGGCACAAACCCCAAAAAAGACCAACACAAAUGAACAUUUCAUUUUGCAUCGUAAAAAAAAGGAGUCAUUCAUUUUUCGAUUGCAUUUACAUAUGAUAUUAACAGCGUGAGUGUGUAUCAUUAACCAUGAUGAUAAACAACUGAGGCACAUGAUUCUGAAAAUGAAUUGUCUUUUAUAUUCUCCAUCAUUAUUUUUUUCUCUAUUCUAAAGAUUUCCUUUUCCACUGUUGCUAUUAAGGAUUUAGUUGGAUUUUUUCUCCUCAAUGAAAGUUACUUGCAUUUCUCUUCCUGUUUACUCUUUCAUUUCUCUCUCUCUCUCUCUCUCUCUCUCUCUCUCUCUCUCUCUCUCUCUCUCUCUCUCUCUCUCUCUCUUUGACCUUUUUAAUUUUCUAUUUUCUUCUCAAUCAUGUACACACUCACACACAACAAAAAAAGCUUUGGUUUGACAACCAGAGUGCACAAAAUUUUCAACAAAAUCUGUUGAUUAUCAUCAAGUGUACUUUUUUUCAUCAAAAAAAUAGUUACUUUUACAGGGAACAGUCAACAAGGAAAAAAAAAUAAUAGGAUAAACAUAUUGUAACCUCAUCUUUUCAUCAGUUUGAAGACUCAUCAAGCACAAAUAUACACACUCAACUAAUAACAUCAAAUCAACUACAUCAUCAUUAUCAUCAUGAUCAACAACAACAACAACAAUAUGAAGCACAUACACUCAUCAAGAGAUCCCCCUGCACACCCACAGUUAAAGGCAUAACUUACUUCAUGUGAUCAAGUAACCGAAUCAAAUGGAAAUCAAAUCAUUGAUUAACUUAACACCAGAAAAGUUUCAUUUAUAUUCAGUAAACAGAAACAUCACCCAAACUCACAGUCAACCAACAACCAAUGAAUCUCCUGAUUGUCAUUUAUCAUCAUCUAUUCAAUGGCACAAUAACAAUCAUUUUUCCAACAAUUAACGAUGGACAAUUAAUUGUAAUCGCAAUUUCCUCCCUCUCGCAAUACUUUGCCUCCCUUCAAAGAAAAAACAAACAGUUACCAAAUCGAUAUCCAUCAUCUAUCAAAUCAAUCAAGGAAUCAUCUUCAUAAUCAUCUUUCGUCAACAAUCAAUGGUCGUCAACUAAUUAACUCUCUCAUACAACAUGACACAAAACCUUAUUUAAUGAUUUUAAUCAACAUCAAACACACACACACAAAUGGAUUAUUAUUAUCAUGAUGCGUUUAUUAUUAUUAUUAUUAUUAUUAUUAUUAACUGAAUACCAUAUAUUGAAUUAUUAUUAUCACUAUUGAUUAAUUAUGAUAUUAUUAAUUAAUGAAUUAUUAUGAUUUAUCAACACACAUACGUACACACACAUAUAUAUAUUAUUAUGAAUUAAUUAUAUUCUAUUGUGGAUUCUAUUGUGAAUUUAAGAUUAUAUUGAAUAUAUAAAUAUAAAUAUAUUUUUAUCAUUCAUAACAAAUUGAAAAAGUUAAAAAGCAAAGAAAAAAAGUUUAAUUCAAUUAACUGAAUCAUUGUAAUAUAAUAGCAAUUAAUCCAAUUGUUUUUCUUUUUCUAAUUUGGAUGUUGCUGUUGUUUUCGAAAAUCUCUCUCCCUCUCCUUACCUUUUAAAUAUUGUUUUCUUUUCUUUUCUCUUUCAACAAUUAAACUCCAAUUUCAUUUCAAA
Messenger RNA from Panonychus citri (citrus red mite), 9299 nucleotides. RefSeq lists its product as uncharacterized. The record is from RefSeq and is a predicted model, not a curated record. Gene Ontology annotation, molecular function: protein binding. NCBI's taxonomy places the organism in Eukaryota, Metazoa, Arthropoda, Arachnida, Trombidiformes, Tetranychidae.